Melampsora larici-populina 98AG31 is the source of this 4011-nucleotide messenger RNA. RefSeq lists its product as uncharacterized. Lineage: Eukaryota; Fungi; Basidiomycota; Pucciniomycetes; Pucciniales; Melampsoraceae. Gene Ontology annotation, molecular function: protein binding. The coding region runs from base 1 to 4011 and encodes 1336 amino acids. The transcript is spliced from 2 exons. The record is from RefSeq and is a predicted model, not a curated record.
AUGACAUCUUCAUUCACCUCAACUCAUUCUCAACAAUUCAUCAAGUCUAGUCUCAUCAUCAACAAAAUCAAACAUCAAUCUUCUUCAUCAUCAAAUCUAAAGAUCAUCAAUUCAAUUCAAUCUAAACUUCGAUCACAUUCAAAAAAAUCAAAUCAUCAUCAAUUCUAUACUUCAACCUUAUCAAAACAUCUCUCAAUUCAUGCUACAACAUAUCCAUCAUCUCCUUCUAGUUCAUCAGUGCAGUCUCAUCAGCAAAAUACCGCUUCUUCCUCUUCCUCAUCAUCCUCUUCCUGGUGGCAGCAGUCCUCCCAUCAGUCAGACUAUAAUGAGUCAUAUGGAACUUCUCAAUCAAACAGCGCUCAAUCUCAUCUAGUUUCCAGGCCUAAUCAACUCUUAAGCCGACAAAAAGCUCAGAUCGUCUUUCGUCAACACCUUCGUCAUCAUCCUGAUCCAAUCAACACCCUUCUGAUCCCACACGAACAUGGUGGUCUCCUCUCGAUUUGUGAUACAAUUUGGUCCCAUCUUCAACCUGGAGAAAACCUCGAACACGUGAUCGAAUUACAGAGACUUUCCAUUUCGGAUCUCUUCCUCUAUGCCCAAUCCCGUCAAACGCAUCUUCAACCUAAACAAGCUCAAAGACUCAUCCAAGAUAUCCUCAAAUUACUCAUCACUAGCGAUCUCUCCCCCAAGAUCUUGACCACUCUCGGUCUUGAUCCGAUCAAAGGAUGGAGAAACAUGGUUCGAGAACCCGUUCGGAUCUUCAUGCUCAAUCAAUUCCUCAAACUCUUAAACUCUCUCGAUCUGCCUCCCUCAGACUGGUGGGAAUCACAAUUUCUAUCACUCUCUGAAGCUCAGCUUAAUCAUUCAUUCAAUCUUCAGCAACUCGAAAGAUUAGGUCUCACAAUCAUCACUGCACUCUCUAAACAAGGUUCAUCCUAUCAAGCCUUACGACUCUUUCGAACCCUGCAUCUUCUUUUGCCACCUAUCCCAAGUCACCCCUUUCUCUCGGAUGAUGGAGAUCCUUCAAACCCAACAUCUUCAAUCUGUAAAGCUGCCACUGGUCUCAUUCUUGCUGAAGCGCUCUUUGCUAAGAAACGGAUUGACGAAGCCGAUGAAGUCAUACGUAAACUACCACGCAAUUCUUCUCACGGCUUAAUCCAUCAGAGAUAUCUUCUGACUGCGUUAUCAAUUAAAUCGGUCAUUGGUGAUCUUGAAGCUGUCGACUUACUUGGAAAGGAUUACAUGAAAGUAUGGAAUGCUGAGGAUUUGAGAGAAGUCAAUGCUCGAAAUCAACGUCGAAGGACACUUCAACGUCAACCUGCUUCACUUACCUAUGCACGAGCCAGAAUUCAAGCCCUAAGCGUGAAUGGAAAGCUGAAUGAAGCAGAAGAACUUUUCAGACUCACGAUUGAACAGACUGAUAAACUUCAAUCCUUGACGUCGUUUCAUGAAUAUGGUCUAGCCGAUCUUUAUGCAGAGAUGAUGAAAGCUCAUGUUGAAGUAGAUGGUUUAGAAGCAGCACACGUUCUACUAGACGAAUUGCUUUUGAACCGACCUCGGAUAGUGGAUCAAAGGCAUUUCAACCUCCUACUUCAAGGUUAUGCUACUCGAACAGAUCUAUCGGGUUGUAUCAAGAUACUGGAAGAGAUGAUUCAGAGAAAGGUUUCAGCGGAUUUACAUCUAUAUGGAAAUCUAUGUUUGAUGUUUUCAAACGUUCAUGAACCUGCCUCAGUCUUGAGAGUGAUUGAGAUCGUGAUGGAAAGAGGAUGGGCUCCGAGUCGAGAGUUGUGGAACAUCUUACUGGAUUGUUACGUCGAAGGCGGUGAUUGGUUGAGAGCAUCUAAAUUAUUGGCUUUCGUUGAAUCCGAGGAUCGGAGGAGACAGAAAGAACCAGAUGCUGUGACGAAGGGAAUUGUAUUGAAGGCUCUAGUCUUGUCAGGUGCACCGACUGAUGAAGUGGUUGAAACUUUCAAAGCAAUGUAUAACGAACGUACAGGUGGUGGUUUAGCUGAUACACGAGCUUAUACACUCUUACUGCAAUCUGUUUGUGAUUCAGGUAUGAUGGACUUGGCAGAAGCUAUCUUUUUCAGUCUGAAAGAACACGCCCCUGCAGGAGUGGAGCCCAAUGUAUUUAUGUAUGGUAUCAUGAUCUGUGCUUUCUUGAGGCUGGGGAAGAAGUCAUUGGCUCAAUUUUAUUUUCAAGAUAUGCGACAAUACGGACUCCGGCCUAAUUCAAUCAUCUAUUCGAUGAUCACUGCUGCUUAUGCUCGAUCAUCUGGCUCACCUACACCUUCUCCCAACACGCCUCUCGAUGAUACCUCCCAGACCACCCCAACUCUAGAUGAGGAGCCGGCAAGUGGACUAGCAAAGGAUGGCGUCAGUCUAGCACGAGAGAUGGUAGAAAAAUUUAAGCGAGAGAUGGCGGCUGAUGGACUGUCACUCGAAACUGAGCAAGACACCAAGCUAGGCGAGACCCAAGAUCUCGGACUGACCCGAUCAUCACCUCAAUCACAUCGACGUCGUAGGCGAUUAGUAGCUUAUGACAUGCCAUCUGUUCGUCAACAAGCUUCACAUCGUCUUCUUGCACCUAUCAUUCAAUCUUAUGUGAAAUUAGCUAGACCAGCUAAAGCUUUAGAAGUAGUUAAAGAGUUGGUGGAAAGUCUUGAAAAUGAAACAAAAGGAUCUCGUAAGAAAGGCAGAGGAUUGAUUGAGUUGGAUGUAUAUACGAUGUUAUUAGAUGGCUAUAGACGAGCAAAUGAUCCGAUGGGAGUGAUGGAGAUCUGGGAAAGGAUCUUUAAAGAGGCCAAAGCAACAAGUGAAGAUGAUCGGCUUAGGUCAAUACUGAUGGAGAAGACUUUGAAGUUAUCGGGACUUGUUCCAUCGAUCAUCCAAAGUGGCAAAGGAGAAAAUCCGAGUCAAACGAAGAGUUACAAGCUUUGUUUACCUUUAUCAAUUUAUACUGAUUCGCUCUCGAGUCAUGGAUUUCAUCAAGAGUUGAGAUCAACUUGGGAAUCGGUUCAAGAAGCUGGUUUUGCAUUUGAUCCUGCUAACUUUAAUCAUCUUUGUUUGGCAAGUUUCAAAUCAGGAAACCCUAGAUUAGCUUGGGAGAUUGUAGAGUAUGUUUUAUUGAUAGAUGAACAGGGUGAAGGAGGAGGAGAAGUUGAGAGUUUAGUAAAAGAAGAAGAAAAGCAAGAAUUUGGAGGAUGGUCAAAUGAAAGUUCUUCAAGAGAUCAUUGGCCCAAUUUUUUACGUGCUAGUGUGAGUAGAAGAAGAGCGAUGAAACCAUUGCCUAUCUCAUCAUCAUCAUCAUCAUCAUCAUCAUUUUUUAAAGGAAGUGGGAUUGAAGAAACAGGACUUGUAAGAGCAGAUGAAACUGAUGGACCAGUUAGACCACCUAAUCGAACGUCUUUACGUAAAACACAAAGAUUUGAUGAUCAACUUGCCACACGAAGUUCAUUAGAAAGUUUAUUAAAUUCGUUAAGAUCCACUAGUAUGAUAGAAAAUCCAAUCCAAUCCACUUCAUCAAAUGAAAUGGAAUAUGAAACUAGAAUUCAAUCCAAUCAACCGAUCAUGAAUCCAAAACAAAGAUGGAGUUUUCAAAUCUUAUCGAUUGGAAAAGCAAGAAAAAGUUUAAAUUGGAAACCAUAUGAAAAGAUUUUAAGAAGAUUACAUGGAUCGAUGUGGAGAGAAUGUUCAGAAGAGAUCAUCAAAGGAAACCAAAGCGAUGAAAACAUUCAAGAGAUUGUUAAUGGAUAUUUAAAAAAGUAUCCCAAGACUAUGAAAUCAGUUUUGGUUUAUGCAUUAGGUGAAAGAGGUAUCAAGAAUUUAAUGAUCAAGAGUGAAAGGAAAAAUCGUGUUGAUCAUCAAGAUGCUUGGUUAGAAUUGGCUAUUGAGGAUUUGGUACAUAGAGUGAUUGGUAGAACUAAAGAGAGGAUUAGAGGGAUUCGUAAUUCUAGGUUUGAGAUUGAUGAUCAUGAUGAUGAUGAAGUGAUUCAAGGAAUUAAUGAUUGA